Messenger RNA from Magnolia sinica, 585 nucleotides. RefSeq lists its product as uncharacterized. The coding region runs from base 1 to 585 and encodes 194 amino acids. Lineage: Eukaryota; Viridiplantae; Streptophyta; Magnoliopsida; Magnoliales; Magnoliaceae. The record is from RefSeq and is a predicted model, not a curated record. The transcript has 2 exons.
AUGGAUGACUGUCGAAUCGAUACAUUGAUGGAUGUGGUUGCAAAUGGCCGCAAGAGUGCCAACGGAUUUAAAAAGGAGACCUAUAAAACGGUCAUGGAUGUUGUCAGGAGUGCACUAGGGAUAUCAGUUCAGGAGAAGCAUGUUAGUAAUUGCCUUCGGACACUAAAGAUGUUGUAUUUUGAUGUUCGGGACGCCCUGAGUAGUGGGUUUGAAUGGGAUGAUGACAAAAAUCUAGUAACCGCACCAGAUGACGUCUGGGAGGAUAACAUAUGGUCACAUCCAUAUAUGCAACAUGUUCAGGGGAAACCGGUGCGAAGGUAUGAUGACCUCACGUACUUAUUUGGAAAUGACCGAGCUACUGGAUUGCAUGCUUCGAUAGGAAAUAUGCAUAGUAUGAUGCGUUUGAGAAAGUCUCGCGAUGACGAUGUUACACUGAUAACGUCGGUUGAUCUUAAUGACGAUACACUUGUUUUAUCAAGUGACGAUGUGGGAGAUAGUGGACAUGACAUCCAGUGGUCAUUUCAAACUCAUGACGGUACUCAUGUUACAAACCAUAGUCUGAAUCUCAAUGGCAACAACUUGUGA